Molecule: messenger RNA, 1317 nt
Organism: Dacryopinax primogenitus
Lineage: Eukaryota; Fungi; Basidiomycota; Dacrymycetes; Dacrymycetales; Dacrymycetaceae
Exons: 3
Coding region: 1-1317 (438 amino acids)
Biological process (GO): phospholipid catabolic process
Molecular function (GO): hydrolase activity, acting on ester bonds
Source: RefSeq, a predicted model, not a curated record
AUGGUCGCCCUGCUUGCGCUUGCUGCUGCUAUCCCUGCCGUGCUCGGCGCUACGGCGCCUGCGUUCGUCCCGGCCGGCACUGGGCCGACAGUACAGUCGGCGAACUACACCGGGAUGAGCAACGGUACCCUGCAGAACGGCCCUAUAGUCCCUGGUCUCGCUUUCGACCGGUUCAUCCAGAUCUGGUUCGAGAACACCGAUUUCGCCGUUGCCAACGGGACCGCCACGUUCCAGCAGCUGGCGGCGCAGGGUAUCCUCCUCGACAACUUUGUCGCUGUGACCCACCCAUCUGAGCCCAACUAUGCCGCUAUCGUCGGCGGUGACUUCUGGGGGAUGUCGGACGACAACCUUCAUGUUAUGCCGAGCAACAUCUCUACCAUCGUCGACCUCCUCGAGGCGAAGAACAUCUCCUGGGCGUCGUACCAGGAGAACAUGCCGGCUGAUGGGUAUCUGGCUUACAACUACACCCAGCCGGACUAUCGGAAUGCCUCUGCUCCUCCGUACACCUUCUACGUGCGCAAGCACAACCCGCUCGUGCUAUACGACUCUAUCGCCAGUGUCCCGAGCCGCAAUAUGCGCAACAGGAACUUUAACGACUUUGCUGUCGACGUGUCGAACAAUACGCUGCCCCAGUGGAUUUUCAUCACCCCCAACCUGGUGGACGACGCGCACGACACGACGAUCGACUAUACCGCGUCCUUCAUCCAGUACUGGGUGAUACCCCUGCUCACCAACCCCAACUUCAACACCGAGCGCACGCUCAUCCUCAUCACCUUCGACGAGAACGACACGUACACGACGAAGAACCAGAUCUGGUCUCUCCUGCUGGGAGGCGCCGUACCUGCCUCAUUGUACGGUACGACGGACUCGACGUUCUACUCGCACUAUUCUUGCCUGUCCUCUGUUGAGGCUAACUGGGGCUUGGGCUCUCUCGGCAGGGGCGACACGAACAAGACGAUGAGCAACGUGUUCGAGUUCCUGCUCACGGAAUACCACCUCAACUACACGAAUACGAACGUGACCAACCCCCCUCUGACCAACAUCACAGGCACCAUCCCAGGCCCGCUCAACCCGGACUACUGGGUCACCUGGACAGCUCCGGAUAUGAGCGCCGUCGGUGCUGGCGGAGGACAGGUGUUCGUCAGCUCUGGUACCAACACCAGCCUUACGGCGGCAGCAGCGGGUGCACCGGUGAACCUUACCGCUCUGGCCUCGAGUAACUCCACAGGCUCGGGCAGUACGUCAGACGCGAUGAGCUUGCGCGUCGCUGGCUCGGCAGUGCUUGCCGCUGCGGCGGGGGCGUUGUUCCUUUUCUAG